UUUUCGAAUAUGACACGACCAUAGUCCUUGUUUCAGUUUUACGUUAUUUUACAUGAGAAUUUUUCUAUUUUCACAGACUUAUGCUUGUUUAUUGUGCCAAUAAGUGACUAAAGCGUACUGGCAUGGCAAGCUUUGAUACAUUUCCUUGUUUUAUUAGAAGGUGGAAGGCAGUAAAGAAGCCCAAGAUUUUCAUAUCGGCUGCAGUGCAAAUGUGAAAAUUUCUGACCUUGAAGGCAAAGUUAUUGGCAUUUUAUUUUCAGCUAACUGGUAUCCACCUUGUCAAGAGUUCACUCGAGUACUAGCCAAUUCUUACGAGCAACUUAAACACAGUGAUCCUGGAUUUGAGAUAGUCUUUGUCUCAUCUGACGAAGAUCAGGACGCCUUCAAUAAUUAUCAUGCUUGCAUGCCAUGGCUUGCAGUUCCAUUCUCCGAUUUGGAGACGAAGAGAUCCUUGAAUCGAAGGUUUGAUAUUGAAGGGAUACCCUCUCUAAUUGUUCUUCAACCAAACAUAAAAGAAGGUACUGCAAUUCGAGAUGGGGUCGACCUUAUUUAUCGCUACGGGAUACAAGCUUAUCCAUUUACUGAAGAGAGGUUGCAAGAAUUGCUGGAGAAAGAGAGAGACAAGCACAAAAAUCAGACUCUUAAAGAUCUACUAGCCAACCGUGAAAGAGAUUUUCUCCUGGGCCAUUCGACACUGAAAGUUCCUGUCUCUUCUUUAACGGGGAAAACGGUUGGACUCUUUUUCUCGGCUCAAUGGUGCCUUCCCGGCGUCAAAUUUACACCCAAGCUCGUUUCUAUCUACGGGAAGAUUAAGCAAGAGCUGGCUGUUGAGGGUGAUGAGCACUUCGAGAUCGUGUUUGUAUCAAGUGACUGUGAUCAAACAACGUUUGAUUCCUAUUUUCAGACAAUG
Olea europaea var. sylvestris is the source of this 910-nucleotide messenger RNA. RefSeq names its product probable nucleoredoxin 2. NCBI's taxonomy places the organism in Eukaryota, Viridiplantae, Streptophyta, Magnoliopsida, Lamiales, Oleaceae. The transcript is spliced from 3 exons. The annotation marks the transcript as partial. The record is from RefSeq and is a predicted model, not a curated record.